This is a messenger RNA of Archocentrus centrarchus (flier cichlid), 1560 nucleotides long. RefSeq names its product FKBP prolyl isomerase 7 (gene fkbp7). The transcript has 4 exons. Gene Ontology annotation, molecular function: calcium ion binding; peptidyl-prolyl cis-trans isomerase activity. NCBI's taxonomy places the organism in Eukaryota, Metazoa, Chordata, Actinopteri, Cichliformes, Cichlidae. The record is from RefSeq and is a predicted model, not a curated record. Bases 1 to 672 code for a protein of 223 amino acids.
AUGCACAGCGGAGUGAUGUGGAGGUUACUGAGCUACACACUGUACCUGUUUGUGUUUGCAGGGCUCAGCCUGCGGUCCGUCUGGGCGGCCGAAGAGGAGCUGGAAGGAGAGGUGAAGACUGAAGUUUUAUUUAAGCCCGAGGAGUGCAGCCAGAGGAGCAAGAGAGGAGAUCUGAUCAACGCUCACUACGAUGGGUACCUCGCCAAAGAUGGUUCCCAGUUUUACUGCAGUCGAACAGAGAAAGACGGACACCCUCAGUGGUUCGUGCUGGGUGUGGGACAAGUCAUCAAGGGCCUGGAUAUUGGGAUGAUGGAUAUGUGUCCGGGAGAAAAACGAAAAAUCACCGUCCCAUCAGCCCUGGCGUUUGGAGAGAAGGGGAAAGGUCCAGUACCUCCGAAUGCCACUGUGAUCUUUGAGGUGGAGGUCUUCUCUGUGUCCAUGGGGCCACGCACCAUGGCGGCUUUUGGAAAGAUGGACCUCAAUAAAGACAGAAGCCUCUCAAAGGCAGAGGUGAAAGAAUAUUUGAAGCUGGAGUACGAAAAAGGGGGGAAGCCGCGCGACGACCCUUUCUACGAGAAGAUAAUGGAUGAUAUCUUCUACAAGAACGAUGGCGACAGAGACGGCGUGAUCAGCGCGACGGAGUACAACAUUUAUCACCACGAUGAGCUCUAACAUUUUUUAUUCUUCUUUUUUGUUUAGUUUGUGUGUUAUGUAGAGAGGAAACUAAAGGGAACACACACACACACACACACACACACACACACACACACACACACACACACACACACACACACACACACACACACACACAUAUUUUUCAGUCACUAACCAUCAACCACUUCUUCUUCAUCUGGGAGUUUCCUGUUUUUCCCACAAAACUUUUUGAACAUGCACGUUUGAGCCUGCAGAAGCGAGCGUGUGAGAGCCUUUCUUCCUCUUCAGUGGUCGUUUCGUAUCUGUUUUAUUUUGCUAAUGAUCUGGAAAAUGUUUGCUAUGGAAAUCAUGUGCCAGCGACUGUCUCAGUAACCUCUUUUCCGCUGACGUGGAUCCAGUUCUGAGUCUGAGAGCCCAUUGUUUGAGUUUCCAGCUUAGGCAGUGUAAAAGAUAGCUACUCUGAAGUUGCUUCUGCUGGCCCACCCGCUUUUUAAAGACUGACCAUACUGAAAACAGCCUGAAAGACCAGCUUCUUCCAACCAUCCAGGAGCAGUUUGGUGACAGUCUGUGCAUUUUCCACCCUGAUGGAGCAUCAGGUCACAGGGUAAAAGUGAUGACUAAGUGGCUCAGAGGUCAUCAGAUUGACAUUUUGGACCAGUGGUCAGGAAACAUCACAGAUCAGAAUCUGAUCCAGAAUCUAUGGUUAGUCCUUAAUAAGCAGGUGGACCAGCAAAAGCCCACAAACUGUGAUCAACAUGGAGCUCUGAAAAGGCAGGAAUGGAUCUCCAUCCAUCGGGAUCUGGCCCAGAAACUGAUCUCCACCACGUCAUGGAGAACUGGAGUCAUGAAGAAGAAAAAAGGUCAACAGUGCAACAUUUAUGACUCUUUGCAUAAAUGUGAUUUAUU